AUGGUCAAGCGAUCACGCGAGUCAUCCACCCUCUCCUCCAGCAGCGACACCGCUAGUUCUGUGGCAGAAGAAUCUCAGUCGCCUCGUCCUGCAAAACUCAGUGCUGUAGCCACGGUCGAUGCUCUGCCAGCCAGACCUGUCAUGCAGUGCUCUCUGCCGCCUCACCGGGAAACCCUGGACUUUGCUUCUAUCGAAGAUUUCGAGGUGCAUUAUGCCAAAGACCAUUCCAACCGAUGUACCUCAUGCGGCAAAAAUUUCCCUACUGCUCACUUCCUAGCCCUGCACAUCGACGAGAACCACAACGCCUUCCGCGAGGCCAUGCAAGCAAAAGGUGAGAAGACAUAUGCUUGCUUUGUUGAAGAUUGUGAGAGAAAAUGUUCCACUCCGCAGAAACGACGCCUUCAUCUGAUCGACAAACAUCUCUUCCCCAAAAUCUACAACUUUCGCAUUGUGGAUACUGGCAUUGACAAGUCAACCUCCAUGCUCCACGAAAGCCGCCGCAGAAGAGUGUCGACUACUACCGAUCAAAUCACGUCCAAUGGCCAUCGACGACGGCAGUCCAGAACAGAUAACAAGAAGAAUUCCGCCGCCCUCUCACUAAAAGAAAACAAAGACAAGGAGAGAAAAGGAGGACCAAGCUUCGAACCCAACCAGGAUGUCUCAGAUGCAGCCAUUAACGAUCUCGAAUCGUCCCUGUCCGCCCUUCGAUUUGUGCCACCAAGUGUUGCGAAUAGGCAGCGAAGCAAGCCACAUCAUGUGUGA
Molecule: messenger RNA, 762 nt
Organism: Cladophialophora immunda
Lineage: Eukaryota; Fungi; Ascomycota; Eurotiomycetes; Chaetothyriales; Herpotrichiellaceae
Exons: 1
Coding region: 1-762 (253 amino acids)
Source: RefSeq, a predicted model, not a curated record